CUUUAAUAACACCUAGAAGUUUUAGGCUCAGUUAGGUAUCUAUAUAGGUAAAGAAAGUGGUGGAUAUGAAAAAAAUUGAUUAUUUUUCCGCGAGUGCAUAUUAAUCGAGAGUAAGAAUGAAAGUGUCGAUUUUUUUCAAAAAAUCAUGGAUAAGAACAGAUGAUUCAAGAAUUGUCACGUGGUGCGUGAAUAUUUUCAAAAAAAUACCUACAUUUUUUUAUUUUGUGUCCCGGUAAAAUGAGCGUUGAAAAUGAAAGUGACAAAAAAGAAAGUCAUGUAAAAUCACUGCAAGCUUCCUUAUUCCCUUUACAUUUUACCAAUACAGCGAGCUUUUUUUCAAAUUUCUUACUAAAAAAUCGACCGUAUGCUGAAGAUGACGAAGACUACAAAAACAAAAUUAAAGAAACUUUGAGUUUGAGUUAUAGCAAUGUGAAGGACAACUCUUUUACUGCCCAGCCUCCUCGGUGGCCAACAGAAUGCCAAGUGUUGGACGAGCGAAUACAACAUAUAAAUUAUACAUCACCUUCAUUGGAGCCUUAUUACAAUGUAACCGGUGAUGAAGUACAACCUAAACCUGUUGGGGAUGAGUGCGGGAUAAUAGUUUUUCAAUACAUCCCAAUAAGUGCCGUGAGCUAUUUUAGCAGAUCAAGUGUAGGCGGUAGCAAAUAUUUACUAUCGACGAAUCUAUGUCCAGAAGAAGAUUCUUUAAAAUUCGAGUCGCGUUUCGAAUGUGGAAAUUUGGCGAGAGCCAUCAGAAUAACGCCAAAUUAUUACGAGCUUCAGUUACGAUCAGAUCUGUACACCAACAGGCACAUGCAGUGGUUCUAUUUUAAGGUUUCCAACAUGAAAAAACACUUUUUAUACAGGUUUUCCAUUGUAAACUGUUCCAAAGAAAAUAGUCUAUAUAACGAAGGAAUGAGGCCGUUAAUGUAUUCCACUAAGGGCUCGCAAUUGCAUUCGAUCGGUUGGAGACGUUGCGGAGAAAACAUCACUUACUACUCUAACGAAAACGUCACUCCCGAAGAUCCAGACCAAAUGAUGACCUACACUCUCUCCUUUACCAUGGAGUUUCCGCACGACAAAGACGAGGUUUACAUCGCGCACUGUUAUCCUUACACCUAUUCGGAUUUGCAAGAUUAUUUGCAGGAAAUCUCCGUGCAUCCAGUCAAAUCCGUUUUUACUUCAGUACGAUUGCUCUGCAAAAGUUUGGCUGGGAAUAAUGUUUACUAUGUUACAAUAACGAGUCCCCCAAACUCUGGAGACACUAAAAAGAAGAGGGCUGUGGUUUUGAGCGGUAGAGUGCACCCUGGAGAGACUCCGGCGUCCUGGAUGAUGAAGGGGGCCCUGGACUUUUUAACCGGAGACAGUACUGCUGCUAAAGAAUUACGCGAUAAAUUCAUCUUUAAAAUCGUACCCAUGUUGAACCCCGAUGGCGUUAUAGUCGGGAAUAACAGGUGUUCAUUGGCAGCGAAAGAUUUGAAUCGACAGUAUAGAACUGUUAUGAGAGAUGCGUAUCCGUCUAUUUGGUACACAAAGUUGAUGGUUAGGAGGUUGUUGGAAGAUUGUGGGGUUGCAAUGUAUUGCGAUUUUCACGCGCAUUCAAGACGACAUAAUAUUUUUAUAUAUGGGUGCGAAAGUAGGAGGGGUUCCGAUAGAACUUUGCAAGAACAAGUUUUUCCUUUGAUGCUACACAAAAAUACUGCUGACAAAUUUUCCUUCGAAUCUUGUACGUUUAGAAUUCAGAAAGCAAAAGAAGGCACCGGAAGAGUAGUGAUGUGGAUGAUGGGUAUAUCAAACAGCUACACCAUGGAGGCUUCGUUUGCUGGUUCCACGCUGGGUGCCAGAAACGAAACCCAUUUCAGUACGCAGGAUUACGAGCAGAUGGGGCGGUCUUUUUGUCAAACGCUUCUGGACUAUUACGAUGAAGACCCCAGAAAGGAGAAAUUGCGCGUAAAAAUUGUCGAGAGGCUUUUCCAAGAAGGAUCUAAUGCUGAUGAACCCACUAACAUUAGGCUAAGCGAUUAUUCGAGCGACGAAGGGGACUCUUCGAGCACGUCUUCAAACGAGGUUGGGCGGGAGUACGGAGUGCCCGUGGUGCCGCCGCCCUCGCCGGAAGUGAUCAAUUGUUUCGCGAAACGACCGAUACGAACGAGGAUCGUGCACGUCGCUCAGCAGCAGUCCGCGUGCAGACAAAAAACGAUCACCAGGAGUCCGCUAGCCAAUCGGAAGCCGCUGCCCAUAUGCAAAACUGUGUUGGGUUUAUCUUUAACUGAUAAGGAUAGUUUCAGCUCGGAUACCGAGAGCGAAUCUGAGGUGGAAAAAAGGAAGAAAGAGAAAAAACUGAAGAAGAAACGCAGAAAGAAGAAGAUGACAAAAAAUAAAAAAGACAACGAGCGACAACAACAACAUUCCGAUACAGAAAUUGCGGAUUCAGAUGUCAAGAAAAGAAGCAUAUCGGUUUACGAUUUUGUGCCCCCUCAAAAAUUUGAAAGCGCGGCUGCUAAUAAAAGAUCUAAAACUCCUCAAAUAAAUAGAGUAAGUCAGCAAGCAGAAAAAAAGACGCCAACUAUAACUCAUCAAUUGGCAGAGGUUCAAGCAAAAUUGUUAUCCUUAAAAAAUAAAAUUUGGUAUGGCACAAGAGAAUGUAAUGAACCGCUUUCGUGGGGUGCUGGGGGUGAUAUUUUUGUACCCCAUGAACUCAUGGGGUCACCUCAAAAAAGAAAAUGUCGAAAAAAACGCAAUGCGAAAAAAGUGGACAAAAUUAAACACAAGGACGAUAUGAAAGCAACAAAGAAAAAUUCAAAUGGGUUGAAACGCCAGACAGCAGUCGACUGGCCGAUACAGAAAAAAGAAGGAAAACUGACAAAAUCAAAAAGUCUCCCAGAUACGUCGAAAAUAAAACAAAAUAGCACGGAAAAAAACGCGACGAGUUGCGAUGAGCAGCAUAAAGAAGCCAGCGAAAAGAAGAAGAAAAAGAAGAGGGGGGUUGGAAAAUUUAUUAGAAAGGCUAAAGUAGUGUCGAACGCGAAAAUUUUUACCAAAGACUGAUCACGUCAAGCUUUCCUAUAUUAUAUUACUGCCGCUUAUACCUAAAGUUACCCAAUGUUCAAUAUUGUUCUUCUUGUAUUGGUACGACAGGGUAUUAGAUAUUAUAUACAUACAUUUUUUAUACUAGCACUACCUUAAAAGGCUUUCGGCGCAUACAAUUUUCUUAUUAAAUAAAUAAUUUUGCCAAG
Messenger RNA from Brassicogethes aeneus, 3236 nucleotides. Lineage: Eukaryota; Metazoa; Arthropoda; Insecta; Coleoptera; Nitidulidae. The record is from the annotation of a GenBank genome assembly.